AUGGAAAGUGCAAGUGCAAGUGGAAGUAAUAAUAGUUUGGGUGGAAGUUGUUGUAAUGGAGACACUAGCAAUGCUAAAGUCAGUAGUAUGACACAGUUACCGAUGGCUGCAACAGGCGACACUAUUAUCUUUGCGAGAAUAGACAAUGGGGAACAACAUCAUGAUGGAGAUAGACAUCAUGACCAUGCUCCCGAUAAUAGAAACAUCCAUCAUCAUCACCAUGGACAUCAUUCACAUCCAACCUGUGGAUACACUGUAAAGGAUGAAUAUGAUCAGCCAAAAUCUACCGAUAAACCUAAACAUGAUCACCACGACCAUCACCACAAACACGAUCAUGAUCAUGAACAUAAGCAUAAACAUAAAGAUGGAGAGGGACAUGAGCAUAAACACAAACACAAACAUGACCAUGAACAUAAGCAUGGAGAAGGUCAUGAACAUAAGCAUAAACAUAAAGAUGGAGAGGGACACGAACAUAAACACAAACACAAGCAUGACCACGACCAUGACCAUAAACAUGACCAUGAUCAUAAACACGAUCAUAACGAUGGAGAAGGUCAUGAACAUAAGCACGAUGAUCAUGAUGAUCAUGAUCACAAGCACAAACACAAACACGAACAUAAACAUAAACACAGUCACGAGCAUGAAGUUGGAGACAAUAAAGCAGAUCAAGCAGAUGUAGAUGGAGUAGUUCAAAGCCAUAAACACAAGCAUGACCACGACCAUGAGCAUAAACAUGACCAUGAACAUAAACAUAAGCAUCACGACAAGGAUAAACAAAUUAAAAAACUUAAAGAUCAAGUAGAUUAUUUAUCAACGACACUAUCUUUGUUGACAAAGAAAUUUGAAGAGGCAACAGUGUUCAAGAAAACUCAAAGAAAAUAUAGAUUUGGAUAUGCAGAUUGCUGCCUGUUCCCAAUGGAUUCUCCAUCUCCGGUGAUCAGUGCUUCCUACCAAUCUGGAAAGCUAGCAACCGGUAGCUCCGAUAAAUCAGUACGACUCUGGGAUUGCGAGACACAUAAACCGCUGAUGGCAAUGACUGAACAUACAAGUGGUGUCAACAGUGUACAGUACAACCAACAAGACAAUAUUAUUCUGAGUGCAAGUUGGGACAAGACCGCCAAGGUCUGGGAUCCACGUUCCGGAAAAUCGGCUAUCAUGACUCUCAAAGGACAUACCAAUGGAAUUAGAAGUGUAGUGCAACGAAAGCCUGGAUCUAUUGUCACUGGUUCCGCUGACAAGACCAUCAUGGUUUGGGAUCUGGCAACUCAGACUGCUACACAUACACUCAAGGGACACAGCAACGGUAUCUACCAAUUGAACAUGAACAACUCGUAUCUACUCAGUGCAUCCGGUGACAAUACAGUGCGUCUUUGGAACGUCGACAACUCAGAGACCGUCAAGACAUUGAAUGGACACGAGAGAGAUGUCUAUUGUAUACACUCGUACGGUUCGAUCGUUGCGUCGUCCGGUGCCGACAAGCAGACUAGAGUAUGGGACUUGUCGAGUGGACAAUGUUUAUACUCAAUCAAACACCAGCAUAUAGUUGGCUCUCUCAAGAUCGGUGUAGAAGGUAAAUACUUGUUCUGUGGACAUGGUAAUGGUGAUAUUGCAAUCUACAAUCUAAAGGAUAGCUCGCCACUUCGUGUACUCCGUGGACACACCGAAAUCAUCAACGGAAUCGAACUCUGGGAGAAUGGAAUGAUUACUGUAUCCUCUGCAGCAGAUUCUAUUAAGCUUUGGAGUUUCUGUGAAUAA
Molecule: messenger RNA, 1755 nt
Organism: Heterostelium album PN500
Lineage: Eukaryota; Evosea; Eumycetozoa; Acytosteliales; Acytosteliaceae
Product: WD40 repeat domain-containing protein
Exons: 2
Coding region: 1-1755 (584 amino acids)
Molecular function (GO): protein binding
Source: RefSeq, a predicted model, not a curated record